AUGGGAGUGUGUGCGUCUUGUCUGGGCCUGAAUCGGCAUCCCUCGCAGGAUGUGAGUUCCUUCUUCAGCCUCGAUCCGGGAGACACUGCGAUCUGGGAGAUACUGACGUGCGCAUUGCGACAGGGCGACCACCUGGAUCGUCUCCUCGACUCCGAGCAGCAAUCCUAUGGCACCGCCGACGACACACACCUCACCCAGCCGGACGAAGAAGAGUUGAUGAGAGAGCGCGAGGCAUUGGAACAUAUCACGGCGCAGGCCGCCGAGUGCGUGACUUGUCCUACUCUACUCGGGCCACAGAUCGCUGACGUAGGCGACAGUGAUAUGAUCGAUGUCUUACACCCAAGCCACGACGAUUGGCACCACAAUCCGACAACCAUGAGCAACCACGAUCCUCAAUACCAACCGGAUUCUACCCAUAACGGUGCGGAUAACAACGAAGAUGGAGAAGAGCAGGAAGCGGGCGAAGCAGCAUGGCUGGAGAGCAUUCAGUCUGCUGGCUUAGGCCAAGUACAAGCACCUCAGCGAGGCACACUGGCCAUGGACAUGGGUGUACUCAGGGACAGAGGCCAGCACCAGAAACCGGCCAGAGCUGAGCCCGCCCACUGA
Lecanosticta acicola is the source of this 606-nucleotide messenger RNA. NCBI's taxonomy places the organism in Eukaryota, Fungi, Ascomycota, Dothideomycetes, Mycosphaerellales, Mycosphaerellaceae. The record is from the annotation of a GenBank genome assembly.